Molecule: messenger RNA, 1860 nt
Organism: Carassius auratus (goldfish)
Lineage: Eukaryota; Metazoa; Chordata; Actinopteri; Cypriniformes; Cyprinidae
Exons: 3
Coding region: 490-1095 (201 amino acids)
Source: RefSeq, a predicted model, not a curated record
GUGUUCGGUGAGUCAGUGUCAGUGAUGGAGGGAGAUCCAGUCACUCUACACACUGGUCUUCUUAAAACGAUGGCUGAUGAUGAGAUUCAGUGGAUGUUCGGAUAUAAAAGCAUAGCUAAAAUGUGUGUAACAGAUGGAAGAAGCACUGUAAAUUAUAUUCUUGAUGGGAGAUUCAGAGACAGACUGAAGCUGGACAAUCAAAAUGGAUCUCUGACCAUCACAAACACCAGACCUGAACACUCUGGAGUUUAUCAACUACAGACCUACUGUUUGAGAAAGAGUUUAAUUCUCACUGUACAACGUGAGUUAGCUGUUCAUUUCUCCUGAUUCAUAUUUUAUUCACAACAAAGAUUAAAUUCUUAAUCCACCAUUUUGCAUCUGUGUUAAUGUUUCUCUUCAAAUGUAAAUUUAAAAUGUUUUCUCAACUAAACCAUUUUAAAGUUAUUUAAAAGUCUUCAUUUGUGACCUGUUUCAGAUAAUUCUUUAAGCAUGAUUGGUGAUAUAGAUGAGCUAUCAGACAUGGAGGGAUAUUGGUCCACUUUAUCCCCUAGUAAUACUGGAACAAUGCUGAUUCAGUGGAGGUUUAUACCUACAAACACUUUAAUAGCUGAAAUCAAUAAACAGACCAACAGAAUCGCUGUGUAUGAUAAUGUUCUUGACGGGAGAUUCAAAGACAGACUGAAACUGGACAAUCAAACUGGAUCUCUGACCAUCUCAAACACCAAAAUCGGAGAUACUGGAGUUUAUGAAGUGCAGAGUAACAAUGUGAGGAAGUGUUAUAUAUUCACUGUUAACGCUCGUCUGCCUGUUUCUAACAUCAUCUCAGACUGUCCAUCAUCAUCAUCAGGAUCUCAUCCCAAUUCCAUCAUUAACCAGACUCAACAUCUGGACAUCAGCAAACUCUGUCACACAUGUUCAGACUCUGAAAACUGUUGUGGUUCUACUAGAACUGUGAUCCGAUUGGUCCUCUCUGCUCUGGUGGGCGUGGCUACUGUCAUUGUUCUGGUUUAUGACAUCAGAUCUAGAAGAGCUGAACCAAAGGGACAUUCGACUCAGUGCCAGCCUGUCCAACAGGUGUUACAGACGGUCGCCUAGGCUCUGCCAUAAGGGAGGGUCCUGUAAUUGUGAGAUUUUUAGGUUUGUUUGACUUGAAGAGCCUCAAACAGAGUCUUUAAAAUACCACAAGAGCUAUAGAGAGCAGACGACUCUGCAUGCUUGCUGUACUUUGAUGUCAUGCAUUGAUCCUUCAGACUCUGCGAGGAAUACAUUUACUACUGUAGCAUGAGUGUAUGGGUAUUGCAUUGGCUUGAGCCUGUUUACAAACCUGUUGUCCAACAAAGAGAACAAUUAAUCACAAAAUCAUUAUUUAAUAUAGUAUUCUAUACAGUGAUAAAGGCUAUGUUGAUUAGCAUUACAUUAUAAAAAUAGUUUAUUCAUAUAAAUAUACCCAACAUGGCUUGAUGAACAGAGAUAAACCAUUUACUUGCAAUCAUAUGUUUGUUGUCUUCGUGUUUUAUCAGUUUAAAUGUCUCUAUCUGUGUUUUAUUCAGCUACAGUGAUAGUGUAUGCUUUUGUCCAUAUUAGGGAUUUCCUGGAAUAUCAUGUGAUUUAUGACUUCUAUUAGUUUUACUUAUGGAUUUACUGUGUGACUGUCCACUCUGGCAACCAGUAUGAAUGAAACAGACAUUGCAUUACAUGUCCGCUCAAUAAUGCUGAUUUAAAAAAAAAUUGUAGUAAUAAUAAUAAUAAAUGUUUUCUCCAUUGUAAAGGAGUUUUUGUCUUUCUUAGUGGAGGCAUAAGAUUUCCUGACAACAAUUAAGAAUUACUCUCAGAUUUUUAAUCAUAAUGUAUUCCAUAAUA